GCGGGCUCAGCGGCUGUGCCGGCCUCGCUGGAGUUCGGGCGGGCCCUGGCGAGCUGAGAGCCGAGGCCUUUGCCAGGCCCGCCCGGGCGCUGCUGGCCCCACUGAGGGGCCGGAGCCGGGCGGGAGGCGGGGGCGGUCCGAGCCUUUCGGCCUUUCUGUGCCCCAGGGUGCGCAACGAGAAGCUGUACCUCGCCACGUUCGCUGCUGUCCUGGGACCGCUUAGCUUUGGCUUCGUGCUAGGCUAUAGCUCACCUGUUAUUCCAGUGCUGAGGGAAAUCAGCGAUCCUAAAUUAAGAUUGCACGGCGAUCAAGCCUCGUGGUUUGGGAUAUGUGAAGAAAUGCCCCUGUUACUUGAACUUAUUUUUUGGUGCUAAAAUGUCGUCUUCAUGUUUCUCAGUUGUACCUGUUAAGGGACCACAGAAAAUGAACUUUAUUAUGAAGCAGUGCAGUCUGUCAACAUGGGGAAUAUUUGGUUUUUUGGAUACAGGCUGAAUUUAAGGUUAGUCAAGAUAACAUUCUUCAGGGCUGUAGAAUAGUUUGAAAGUCCUGUUUGUGAAUGGACAGCUUUUUAGACAGAUUAAGAAACAAUUACUGCUGCACUACUUUUUUUUUCCUUUGUUGAAAGAGCUUUAUAUGUAAUAUGAAAAUUCUUGAUGUUCAGUUGUGGUGAGUAGUGCUUCCUGAGUAUGUUCUUGAUUGUGUUUGAUUUCAAAGCACCCGCAUGCUCUUGCACGUUCUUUUAGAAGCUGCUAUUCAAGAUUUUAAAAGAAAUUGCUGUUACUUAUUUUCAUAUUUGUAAAAAAAAAUUUUCUUGUUUUUUGAAGUCAGUAGUAACAUUAGGAGCUGCUGCCGGAGGAAUACUGGGAGGCUAUCUUAUUGAUAAAGUUGGGAGAAAGCUGAGUCUAAUGCUGUGCUCAAUACCAUAUGUUUUUGGAUACGUAGUUAUUAUAUCUGCUCAGAAUGUUUGGAUGCUUUAUUUUGGACGAAUGCUGACAGGCUUAGCCAGUGGAAUUACUUCACUUGUCGUUCCGGUGUAUAUAUCUGAAGUAUCUCAUCCUAAAGUCCGUGGUAUGCUUGUCUCUUGUGUUCAGUUGAUGGUGGUGACUGGCAUACUGGGAGUCUACGUUGCAGGUAUUGAGGUUAGGGCUCUAGGCUACAAAGAAGAAUUGUCCUCUUUCCUUCCUUUUCGUUACCCAGGAAUAACACUAAAUUGGCGCUGGCUGGCGGUGUUGUGUUCUUUUCCAUCCUGCAUAAUGCUAUUGUUAAUGUCCUUCAUGCCUGAAACACCGAGAUUUCUGCUGAAUCGGAACAAACGCUCAGAAGCCAUAGCUUCUUUGCGCUUUCUGCGGGGACCACAUGUGGACCAUGAAUGGGAAUGUAGGCAGAUUGAAGCUAGUGUUCAGGAAGAGGGACUGAAUUUCUCUGAAUUUAAGAAUCCCUCAAUCUACAGGCCGCUUCUUAUUGGUGUGGCUCUAAUGUUCUUCCAGCAAGUAACAGGCAUUAAUGCAGUUAUGUUUUAUGCAGAAACUAUCUUUGAAGAUGCAGACUUCAAGGACAGCAGAAUGGCUUCUGUUAUUGUGGGUUCCAUACAAGUAUGUUUCACUGCUGUGGCUGCACUUAUCAUAGAUAAAACUGGACGAAAAGUGCUGCUUUAUCUAUCUGGGAUAAUCAUGGCUCUCAGUACUGCAUUGUUUGGGCUUUACUUUAAAAUGGUCCUUCCAAAUCGAAACAACUCGUCAGAUCCUGAUGUAUGGCUCGCUCUAAAGUCAGCAUCUCCAGGAACAGAAAGCAGCAUAUCCUGGCUUGCAGUAGUGAGCCUAGGGCUCUUCGUUGCUGGUUUUGCCCUUGGAUGGGGUCCUGUUCCAUGGCUGGUGAUAUCUGAAAUCUUUCCACUUAGAGCUAGAGGCAUAUCCAGUGGUGCUUGUGUGUUAACAAACUGGGUUAUGGCCUUCUUGGUAACCAAAGAAUUUAAUGAUUUCAUAGGUUGCUUAACAUCCUAUGGCACCUUCUGGCUCUUCUCUGCCUUCUGCUGCCUCAAUGUAACUUUUACAGCCUUUUAUGUUCCCGAAACAAAAGGACAAACCCUGGAACAAAUUGAGGCCUACUUCAGAAGACCGUAAGCCUAAGGCUUUUUAUGUUGAUACAGAAUCUUCCUAUCAAUCAUGAAUUACAGUGCUGUAGUUGGAAGUAUCUGUAUCAUAUGACAGACAUCUCAGUUACUAAACUUCCUAUCAACUAAUUUUAAUUGUAAAAUCUGAAUUCUUUUUUUU
Falco peregrinus (peregrine falcon) is the source of this 2270-nucleotide messenger RNA. It is a transcript of the gene SLC2A8, whose product is annotated as solute carrier family 2 member 8. Gene Ontology annotation, biological process: transmembrane transport. Lineage: Eukaryota; Metazoa; Chordata; Aves; Falconiformes; Falconidae. The coding region runs from base 906 to 2120 and encodes 404 amino acids. The transcript has 9 exons. The record is from RefSeq and is a predicted model, not a curated record. Gene Ontology annotation, cellular component: membrane. Gene Ontology annotation, molecular function: transmembrane transporter activity.